CUGAAAGACUGAAUUAUCGAUAGAAAUAGUUCCCAUAAUUCCAGUUAAAAAUCGAUAAUCUCUCUUGUUACAUCUUCCAAGGAGAUACCUUCCACUUUGUCCACUCUUGAUAUAAUCGUGAUAUCUACACCUCUCUAAUAAAUCUUAAUCUGACUUCAAAUAAGGCCACACAGGGGUUGAGCAGAAUGUGUGCGGUUGAGGAGCAAAAGUUCGUCGAAUUCAACGGAUGACGACCCAAGAGACACAUUCAAGGAUUUUUCUAUUAUUGGUGCCAUACCCCUCCCUUCUGCCAGUUAUUCCUAUCGUCACUUUCUACAAUACUAGGACUUCACUAGUCCCAUAUCGUGGAUUUUACACACUUCAAUAAAUUUUCGUCACCUCUUUCAUAGUUGCAUUCUCUUGCUGUUUCCUAGGCGGCAAAUAAUAUUCACCAUGAAUAACCAACGGAGAAUCAUGGGUUCGGCGAGGAAGGUAGUCAUCUUCUUGCUGUUACAGGCUCACUUGAUCAAUGGAUUUUCAUGGCGUAGUGUGCCGAAAGUGGAAUUAGACACUGGAAUGCUCACCGACUCAGCUACUGCUGGCGGCAGUCUAUCACAACUCCUAAGGUCCGGGUCGCGAUUACCCAGUUCCUAUGAGGUAACCCUAAAGGAACUGCGAGAACUAGAAUCGGAGCCCCUAUGUCAUAGGACAGCCGCACGCCUAUUGGUUAAUAAUUGCGAAGUUCUCGAGGGCAAGAAUGAGGCAUCAGUUCUGACUGAAAGUGGCCGUAAAAUUAGAGAUUUCGUUGACUCGUACGCUGCCAGUCUGGCAAUCUGCGACUUGGAGAGAGGGAGCUUCCAGAUCCCAAGAGAAUGCGCCAAUUUUCGAGAGUCCGUACUAAGUCAGCUACCAAUUCAAAGUUUAGGACACCUACACGUCUCUUCUGUAGAAGUUGACAGCUGCCUCUCUGGCUUAGGCGAAUCCGACUCGGCCUAGAACACGUGGGUUAGUUAUCGCCAUAAAGCUUUGAGGUUUUGUGAAGCCGCUAGAGUAGACAACGAGAAAGACCAGCAUAUUCUUCUCUUUCAGCGUCUAACAAAGAUCAUGGGGCGAUUUACAGACGACAUCGACAAACAGUUUGAACAGCGUAUGAACGAUCUAGACAUUCGGGCACAGGCUGCAGGCGGCAGAAUUGAUGAGCUUUCGCCAAAAGUAGACCAUUUAAAAGACAGUCUAA
This is a messenger RNA of Daldinia loculata, 1216 nucleotides long. RefSeq lists its product as uncharacterized. Gene Ontology annotation, biological process: karyogamy involved in conjugation with cellular fusion; nuclear membrane fusion involved in karyogamy. Gene Ontology annotation, cellular component: endoplasmic reticulum membrane. The record is from RefSeq and is a predicted model, not a curated record. The transcript has 3 exons. NCBI's taxonomy places the organism in Eukaryota, Fungi, Ascomycota, Sordariomycetes, Xylariales, Hypoxylaceae. Bases 433 to 975 code for a protein of 180 amino acids.